UUGUUUAAUCUACUCACUAAAGGCGAUGAGUCGAGUUGGACAGCCGACGGAUUUUCCUCGGCCCCGAACAAACUGACAAAUAACCACACGUCCACACCAUGUCGCAAGCCCCCGUGUUCCUCACGAUUGACUCGUUCAUCCGAAUCUAAACGAUCAAAUAAUCUGGCAAAAUUUGAAAGAAUGGAGAAGAGAAUUUUUAAUGUCGUGGAUGACCUAGCUUGUGCGGUAGUGCAGAAUGUUAAUGAUGUAGCCGAGAGGGAUUGUCUAAAGAGCAGCUCUUUUUCUCCGCAAAGAACGCCUCGAUCAAAUUGUCAAAUUGAGACAUCUUCCGAUGUCUCAACCACACCUUGGACAACCCAUAUUAGCGGGGACCUUGACUAUACCGUUCCUGAAAUGGCAAUGCCCAGUGCUGACGAGACUAUUUCAAUGGCCCGAGGCGCACUGGCCAGCCGAACGAUCAACAGGGACUCCGAUCGGCUGACAAUGGUCUCCCCAGUUGUCCUUGAGUCAGGCAUGCUUCCAGAUCACCAGGACGAGGUGGAACGACAAUUGAUUGACCUCAUACUUGACCCCUCAUAUCGGCGAAUUGGGAUGAAUUCCAGUGGCACUAAAAGGGAUGCUUUUACGGGGAAAGAACCAAUUCCAUUUGAAGCUCGCGUGUCAAGAGGUCAGAUUAUGAUUUAG
Messenger RNA from Protopolystoma xenopodis, 684 nucleotides. The record is from the annotation of a GenBank genome assembly. Lineage: Eukaryota; Metazoa; Platyhelminthes; Monogenea; Polystomatidea; Polystomatidae.